AUGUUUGCAGCUACGAAUUUAGCGAAGAGCCUUGGUGAAGUGUUUAAAAUGGAUGUGAUGUACGUUAGGACGGAUUCAGCUGCAAAAGAAGAUAUGGAACUAAAUCAUGGAGUCAAGACUGCUCUACAAUCUUGUUUCAAUAGAAACCUAACUUUCCUCGUAACUAAACCUCGUGCUUUGAAAGAGCGUAAAGUUGGCACCAUCUUAGAAGAAUUGGAGAAUCUAUCUCUGGACAUUCAAGGGUUGAAAUUCGUGAAGCUUUCUGACUAUCCUUCGAACAAUAAAUUAGUUGGGGCAUACAAGCUUAUUCCAUUGGGAAAAGGCUUUCUCACUAUCAAAUUGGAUAAUGAAGUGGAUCGAAAUUACAUCAAAGCUGGACAAUGUGAAGUGAAUUAUCAAGUUCUCAGAUUAAGAAAUCGGGUAUCAAACUUUCGUCCUGCUAAUGCUAGAACAUCUGAAGCUCAAGUUUGGAUUCGCUUCCCUGGUUUGGGUCUUGAAUUUUGGAAGGAGAACAUUCUUUUUGAAAUCUGUAAUGAAAUAGGUACUCCAAUUAAGAUAGAUGUAGCUACUGCAAAAUGUGAGAUUGGAUAUUAUGCUAAUGUUUUGGUUGAGGUGGACUUUGCCCAACCAAUUCCUAGCAAAAUUUGGAUUAACACAAAAUUUGGAGGUUUCUUUCAAGAGGUGUUGAUUCAUGAGUGUCCUAAAUUCUGCUCCACUUGCAAAAUAGUAGGGCAUCUUGUUACUGAAUGUUAUAUGGAGAGAAAUAAAAACAAAACACCUGCUGCUAAUGUUAAUACUCAUAAAUCAUCUUCACAAGGUAUCAAUCCAUCUUUGCAGGUUACUCCUACAGUUAAUGAUAUUCCUUUUGAUAUUUGUAAUCCUGAUGCUAGAGAAGAAGAAGGUUUUGUGGUUAAAUCAAUAGAUGCAACAAAUACUUUAACUUCAAAUAGGGAAAACAUAUCUAUUAAUCCUAGAAGAUUUGAGUCUAUUGCUAAUAAACGAUCUGAACAAAGAGAAAAAGCUGUUAUUCAUGGAAGUUUCAAAAACUAUGGAAGUAGCAGAGCAGAAUUCUUUGCAAAAUACUGUUAUCAAAUUUGUUAA
This is a messenger RNA of Papaver somniferum (opium poppy), 1101 nucleotides long. RefSeq lists its product as uncharacterized. Lineage: Eukaryota; Viridiplantae; Streptophyta; Magnoliopsida; Ranunculales; Papaveraceae. The record is from RefSeq and is a predicted model, not a curated record. Bases 1 to 1101 code for a protein of 366 amino acids. The transcript has 3 exons.